GGUGGGUAAAGAAACAGGUCGAAGUGCAGUGACUGAGUGGAACGAAGCAGGUACGAUUGGACGAUUCAGGGCAGAGGAACACAGUCCUCUACGGAAGCACGAAGAUGCAAAUACACUGUCCAAAGUAGAAGAUCGGAGUGUGUUACUCAGGGAAGAAUCAGAUCAUACUGCGGUGCUGAAGGAAAAUCCUACGUUGACAGUCGAAGGAAUAUAUUCAAAGGCGCCAUCGGAAUUGGACGAUGUAAUUUUACCGACGGAGAUGGAAGAAACAGAUAGACUGUUGCGGGAAACAGAUGAGAGGGCGCCUUCGAAGGAGACAGGGUCGGACGUGUUUUUACAGGAAUCAUUAUUGAAUGAAUUAGUCGCCAGUACGCCGCUGUUUGCAAGAGAAGCACUACGUAAUUCGCUCGUAAAGGAAAGAGAAAGUGGUUCAGCUGAAUGGUUGCCCGUAGAAGAUUCGCAUGGGAUAUUGGAGGAUAAGGAGAGGGGUCCAAGUGUAACGGUCGAGUGGAACGAAGCAGAUUCGAAUGCACGAUUCAAGGCAGAAGAACACAUUCCUCGGCUGAAGCAGGAAGAUGUAAGUACACUGUCCAAAGUAAACGAUAGUAGUGUGUUACUAACGGAAGAAUUAGAUCACACUGCGGUGCUGAGGGAAAAUUCUACGUUGACAGUCGAAGGAAUAUAUUCAAAGCCGCCACCGGAAUUGGACGAUGUAAUUCUACCGACGGAGAUGGAAGAAACAGAAAAGAAUGCGCCGUUGAAUGAAACAGGCUCGUAUGUGGUUUUGGAAGAAUACAAUCGAAAUGGGCUGCUGCUGGAGAGUAACGUAGAUGUCUUAUGGAAGGAAAAAGAAAUUGGUUGUGCGGCAACGUCGGAAGGCGAAGAAAUGCGGAUCACAAAUCAAGUUAGAAGUAAACUAAUUCACGAAAAUGAACCGCUUCUCCAAAGUGAGUUAGUUUAUCAAAGAGGACUUAUUGUCCAAAGUGAAUCGGAUGACCAAGUUAAACCAGAUGGUCAAAGCGAACGCGUCCUUCAAAGCCAUUCUGCUUGGGAAAACGACCCGGAGAACAAAAGUCCCGUAACGCUACAAAGUAAUGACCAAGUUCACCAAAGCGGGCACGUCGUCGAAAGUGAACCAGUGGUUCAAGUUAAACAUCACGACCAAAGUGUUCCAACUAUGCAAACUGAUGACCACUUCAAACAAAGUACUGGUCUCGUUGUGCAAAGCGAAUCAAACGGCAAAAGUCUGCUGACACUGCAAAGUGAUGAUCAAUUUUACGAACGCGCACAUGUUGUCCAAAGCCAACCACUUUUGCAGGUUAAACUAGGCGACCAAAGCGGACUUAAUAUCCGAAGCCGAUCGGUUGACGGAGAAGAACUGACUGACCAAAGUGCACGAAGUUCGAAAAAUGACGACCAACUUUACCAAAGCGAACUCUUUACGCAAAGUCAUCCAGAUCACCAAGUCAAACCACUUGAACAAAAUGGAAUAAUCGUCCAACGCGAAUCACUCGGAGUAACAGAAAUAAUUGACCAACGUGCAAUACUGCCGCAAAGGGAUGGUCAACUCAAUCAAACCGGGAAUAACAUCAAUAAUGAAUCGGUUCUGGAAAAUGGACCAUAUGACCACAGUGUAGCAACUCUGAAAAAUGAUGAACAACAUAACCAGGGAGGACCCGUCAUCCAAAGCGAACCGAUUGAUCAAAUCAAGCCAGAUGGUGAAAGCGAAUUUAAUUUUCAAAGUGAAUCUGUUCUCGAAAAACAAGCGAUUGAGCACAUCGACGGACCAUCUCCUAAAAAUGGCCUUAACGUCCGGAGUGAAUCGCUUCUCGAAAAAGAAUCGAUUGAGCAAAUUGCACCCACGCGGCAAAGUCAUGAUGACCAGUUGGAACAAAGUGAACUCAUCGCCCAAAGUGAAGUAAUUGAUCAAACAAUACCUAUCGUACAGACUGGACUCGCCUUGCAAAAUAAAUCAGUUCCUCAAAUAAAUCUAGCUGAUCUGAACGAAAUAAUGACUCAAACUACUAGUACUACUGCUACUCCUAAUCUCGAAAAGCAGAAGCUUUUUUACCAUGGGGAUCCGCAAAGAGAACAUCAUUUUUGGCUUCACCAAAACACCAUACGUCCCUCAGUCACGGGAAAAUGGCACACUCACGAUCUCAAACAAUUUGGCUGUGAUAACUAUGCUUACGUGGGUCAACAAACGACAACAACGACACUAUGUGCAGUGAACACCUCAAAAUCUGAUGAAGAAAGUGAUUCAGAUUAUGACGAUGUUACUUAUGAAGAAGCAAAGAUCUACGUUUGCCGUGGUCAUUCAAAUGCCCCCAGUUACCGACAAGAUGAACCAGACAUCACAACAGCUGAUCAGAGGGGUGCAGUCGAAGAGCAGCAGAAGCGCUUCUAUCAUGGUGAUCCAAGGAGAGAACAUCAUUUUUGGCUUUAUCCAAAAACUCAUCCAUUACAGAAUACAAAAUGGAAUACAUAUAGUUUGGAAAUUUUUGGAUGCAAUAACUAUAGCAAUGUCAAAAAGAGUGGUGUCUACGAAACAUUUGCUUGCUGUGGCCAUUCAUAUAAUGUUACAAAGAGUCGUGGUCUUGGACAUGUAUCCGAGGAGGAAGAUGGAAAAUGUUACCAUGGUGGUGUAGAUCACAAUCUGUUUCUGUUGCAAAGAAAAUCAAGUUUGAACAAUAUUUUGUAUGACACAUAUGAUAUUGAAAGGACAUGUGACAACUGUGAAUUUAAAAGUCAGAGUGAUGGUGGUGAUCGUGUGGUAUAUGAGUGCAUGGGACAUUGA
Molecule: messenger RNA, 2797 nt
Organism: Didymodactylos carnosus
Lineage: Eukaryota; Metazoa; Rotifera; Eurotatoria; Philodinida; Philodinidae
Source: the annotation of a GenBank genome assembly